Molecule: messenger RNA, 219 nt
Organism: Dovyalis caffra
Lineage: Eukaryota; Viridiplantae; Streptophyta; Magnoliopsida; Malpighiales; Salicaceae
Source: the annotation of a GenBank genome assembly
AUGCCUACUCAGGAACCCCUGCACCACAAUGUAAUGCGCCGAGCACGAAUUGAGAUAAUUGACGUCCUAUUGAAGAGAGAAGAUGAGAACAUAAUGGAGAAGACGUGGAGAAGACAAGGAAAGGACAUAAGGUCAAUCAAAAGGGCUAGCUAUACCUACAUAAUUAAUGGACAAAUCUCGAUCACACCCCAUACAUUUUGUCAAAGAAGCAACAACUAA